Molecule: messenger RNA, 1380 nt
Organism: Acanthamoeba castellanii str. Neff
Lineage: Eukaryota; Discosea; Longamoebia; Acanthamoebidae
Product: Tim44 family domain containing protein
Exons: 4
Coding region: 1-1380 (459 amino acids)
Biological process (GO): protein import into mitochondrial matrix
Cellular component (GO): mitochondrial inner membrane
Molecular function (GO): protein-folding chaperone binding
Source: RefSeq, a predicted model, not a curated record
AUGCGAGCCGCAAGAGCUGCCCUUGGCCCAUCACGAAGCUGCUAUGCUCUUGGACCCUACAGGGGGGGUGCCCUGCUUCUGCGACCGUCCUACUCGAAUGGCAUUUACGGGUCCGCUCACGUCUUCACCACCCGGUCCGAACAAGGUUGCCGCACGAGGGUGUCGUGGGCGGCAGUACCGACCAGGGAGGAGCGUAGAACGAUGAGCUUUUGGAGCGAAUUCGUCAAGUCCUUCAAGGAGCAGGCGGAGAACAGCAAGGAGCUGAACGAGUCGAUGGCCGAGCUCAAGAAGCUUCAGGAGUCAGAAAGCCUGAAAAAGACGAAGGAGUCAGUGGAAAAGCUGAAGGACAAGUCGGCGGAGGGGCUCGCGCAACUGAAGAACCUGGGCGAAAAGGCGGCGGCGACCGGGGGACGUGUGACAGCACGGGUGUCGGACUCAGUGACAUCGACCCUGGGCGACAUCACGCAGCGUGUGGGCAUGGACGAAAAGCUGGAGAAGACGAAAGAGGGCUUCGAGAAGGUGGCCGAUAGCUUAAACAAGGCGCGGGAGAACAUCGAGAAGGUGGGAGAGAACAUCAAGACCUCGGCCGAAGAAUCGGAGCUGGUCAAGAAGGUCAAGGAGAAGGUGCCGUUCGGCCUCCUCGACGGAUCCGAUGCGGCCGCCGGCGAAGGGAGUGGCGGCGAGGGCGCAGUCGCUGGAGCCCGGUCGCAGCUCGUGGUCAAGACCCAGGAAGUGCAGACCGCCAUCGAGAAGCGUCUUCAGGACGCUCGCGACCGGUUGCGAGCCACGGGCGCCUUCAAGAAGGCUCUCGCUCUGCGCGAGAAGAUCGUAGAAAGCGAUAACCCACUCAUCCAACGCGUGCUCGACCUUGGCGAUGGCAUCACGCGCACCACCUCGAAGCUCUUCUCCGAGAACGACCACGCCAAGACGAUCAAGCUCAUCCACGAGCUCGAUCCUACCUUCAGUCCGGAGAAGUUCAAACAGAAGAUGGCCUCCUCCUUUGUGCCCACCCUCCGCUCGGCUCUGCUCCGCGGCGAUCCCGCACCCAUCUCUGCCUUAAUGUCCAAGAGGCUGGCUGAGCACGAGCUAGAGGCCUACAAGGAGUGGGACGCCCACGGCUAUCGCUCCCAUUCCAAGCUCCUGAAUCUUGACACUGUCGAGAUCCUCAAUGCCCAUACAAGGGAUGAUGGACGGCCAACACUGCUCAUCCACUUUGUGUCCCAAGAGAACCACUGCAUCCGUGAUAGUUCAGGCGCUGUGGUUGAAGGCGCUCCGGACAAUAUCCAGGAUGUUGAGCAAACAUGGGCCAUGCAGAUCAACAGCCAGGGAGAAUGGGAAGUUAUUGAGUACAUGGUGGUAGCUUCUAGGCCAUCCUGGUAG